Molecule: messenger RNA, 1163 nt
Organism: Paramecium primaurelia
Lineage: Eukaryota; Ciliophora; Oligohymenophorea; Peniculida; Parameciidae
Source: the annotation of a GenBank genome assembly
AUGAGCUCAAAGAAAGCCACCGUCAAGGAUUAUAUAUCCAUGAAAGUAAAGCCAGUAUUUGAUUAAUUGAUUGCUCGUAUUGUUAUUGAAAAACCUGAUGAUGUUUAUGCCUGGUCAAUCAAUUGGUUAUAAAAAUAGUGUAUAUAUAUAUUCAUUGAUCAUAUAUAGAAAAAGGUUCAUAAUUAUUGUAAGUUGUAAAUCAUGAUCUCAGUGAAGAAGAAGAGGAAGAGGAGGAAUUGGUUUUGGAAAUUAAAUAACAUUAAAAGCAAUAGACAAGAUCAGCAGUAUCAGCUGAAGUUUAUGGAGAAUAUAACAAAAAAGAGGAUUUCAAACCAAGAUAUAUCUAAAAAUCUGAAGGAUAAAUUGAAAGAAUUAAAAAGAGGAUACUUAAUUCUUUUAUGUUUUAAGCAUUAGAUGAAAAGGAUCUUAAUAUAGUCUUAGGAGNUAAAACUCAACAGUAAAAAGAAUCAUAACUGCUAUAGUAUUUAUUACCAAAACAUAUUUUAAAUAAAUUUUUGGAUGAUAGAAUUAAUAAUAUAGGAAUUUGUGAUAAAUUAGAUAAGUUAACAAUUUUAUUUGCUGACAUUGCUGGUUUUACUGAAUAUUCAAGUAAAGUUAAACCAGAAGAAGUAUUAAUUAUGUUAAAAAAUUUGUUUGUGGAAUUUGAUCGAAAAUGUUGUGAAUUAAAUGUCUAUAAAUUAUAUACAAUAGGAGAUUGUUAUGUUGCAAUUGGCAUGAUUGAUUAUAAUAAUAGAAAUCCUUAUUAAGAAGCAAAGAAUAUAGUAGAUUUAGCUUUUGAGAUGAUUAAAAUUAUAACUUAAGUAAGAAAAUAAAUUAAUUUUGAUGGCUUAAAUAUGAGAAUAGGAAUUCACACUGGAUCUGUUUUUGGAGGAGUAAUGGGCACUGAUAUUGUGAGAUAUGAUAUCUAUGGUCCAGAUGUGCUUAUUGCAAAUAAAAUGGAAUCAAAUGGAGUUAAAGGUUUUGUGCAUGUUAGUUAAGAAACUAAAGCAUACUUAGAAUAAGAUUAUGAUGAUCUUUUUAAUUUUGAAUUGCAUACAACAAUAGAUCUUAAAACAAUUAAAAGAUAGAUUGAAGGAUUUCUAGUAUAUAAAUUAGAAUAAGAUCAUUUUCCAGAAGAAGAAGAUUAAUUUUUAAGUUCCUGA